AUGGCGGGCGUUCGGCUCAGGGAUGUACGUUGGGAGAAAGCCCCAGGUUCCGGCAUCUGUCAUGGUCGGCUGCCAGUAUCUCCAGGUACACGAAAUGCCUCAACUCAACACGGGACAGAGGGCACACUGGAGGAGUCGAGAGUCUGUCCGACCAGAUUGUGGGUGACCAAAACGAAGCGAUCGGACGGCUACCCAUGCCGGAUUUCUCUUGCCGCUGAAGGCGGAAUCGUUGAUCGAAGAGAACGGGUGUACCUGGAGAUGCUGAUCUCGUACGUGAAGGACGCCGGAACCAAAGGUUUUCUCCACGCGUGUUUCUGGGCCGUGCCCCCUCUUAAGCGAGGGUCGUACCUUUUCAACAUGCUUCCCAAUAAUAUGGUGACCUUCGCUGAUAUGGCGCUUUGUCUAGUGGUGAGCGGCGGACGAUCAUGCCUGCAAGAUUACAUGAUGUGGAAACUGUUUGCCCCAGAAGAACAGCUUGGGUCAUCGUGA
This is a messenger RNA of Ectocarpus siliculosus, 489 nucleotides long. The record is from the annotation of a GenBank genome assembly. Lineage: Eukaryota; Phaeophyceae; Ectocarpales; Ectocarpaceae.